This is a messenger RNA of Calliphora vicina (urban bluebottle blowfly), 1809 nucleotides long. It is a transcript of the gene Ir56c, whose product is annotated as Ionotropic receptor 56c. The transcript has 2 exons. NCBI's taxonomy places the organism in Eukaryota, Metazoa, Arthropoda, Insecta, Diptera, Calliphoridae. The coding region runs from base 1 to 1809 and encodes 602 amino acids. The record is from RefSeq and is a predicted model, not a curated record.
AUGAACAUCUUAAAAGUAUUUCUCUGGCUGUUGCUAAUAGUGGCCUUCUGGCGUACGGCCUUAAUGUGGGAUAUGAAAUUUCUACUACGCAAUAUAUUGCCUCUAAGCCGCCUCAUGCAAACCCAAGAGGUCAAUUGGUUUAUAUCGGAACAAUUGGACAGUGAGAGUAGUGAAAAUGUUCAGGAAUUCUUUACAACCAUACAUCGCAAUGCUUUGAUAACUCAAAUGGUUUUUACCCACAACAGUGACAUAAGAAUUGUGAAAACUGCCAGCAAACGAAAUUAUAUGGGUCUUGUACUGACCACCGGACCCAGUGAUCCUGUAAUGAAGCUGCAUGAUAGGGUUUUGCUGGGCCGUCAUUACUAUAUGAAUUUUGUGAUUCUAGUGCAGCCUCUAGAAGAUUUUGCUGUGGCCGAGACUAUAUUGCUUCAAUUGCAUAGAAAUAAUUUUCAAAAUACUUUUCUUUAUGUGAGCUACAUGAAUGGCUCCUCGGAUUUGCUGGGCAUAAAUGCCUAUCCUGAGUUUCAUAUAGUGCUGCGUACAAACUUCCUCAGGAAUUUAGGAGAAAUGUUUGGCAAAGUUACUGCUGGAGGCAUGGAUUGCCAGGGCUUUAAGUUUUACACUCCUUUGCGUUUGGAUUUGCCGGGAGUUUUUCGCUAUUUCAACCAGCGUGGCUUAAUGGAAAAACAAGGAAUUUCUUAUAGGAUUUUGAAUUUAUUCGCUGGCUACAUAAAUGCCUCUUUGGUUCCCUAUCAAAUGGCGCCGGAUAACUUGGGCGGCAUUGUGGUGAAUAUGAAAGAUACUCUGGACUUGAUACGUUCUAAGGAAAUCCUAAUAACAGCUCAUGCCUAUGCUUUGUUUAAUCCAGAUGAUAAUAUAGACAAAAGUUAUCCCAUAACGGUAGUUAGAUGGUGUUUAAUGGUGCCCAUUAGGAAUAUUGUUUCCUCAUUUUAUUAUCCCAUUAAACCAUUUGAGCAAUCGGUUUGGUUUGUACUCAUGUUUACCUUCUUCGCCUUGGCCUGUACCGAUAUCUUAUGGAUUAUAUGGCAGAGCCGCAAGCAGCCUAAUCGAAAUCACAAUUUAAUGUGGCAAUUGCGUGCUAGUGUCUUGGAUAAUUUGUGUUACAUGCUGAAUAUAGCCGCCUCCAAAAACAUAAAACAUCCCUCUGUCAUCAGGUUUUUCUUAUAUAGCACCGUGUUUUUCCAGGCCUUCUUUUUAUCGGCCAACUAUACCUCUUUGCUGGGCAGUAUUUUAACCGUUACCCUAUUCAGAGAAGACAUCAAUACUUUGCAGGAUCUUAUAAAAGCCAACAUCUCCACCUUAAUUAUAGAUUAUGAAUAUGAUUUUCUGCUUACGGGUAACUUGGAUUUACCUUAUGAUUUCCUUAAACUAAUAAUACCCGUAGAUGCGGCCACCUUUUAUCAUCAUCAGUCCAGCUUAAAUCAAACCUAUGCCUACUUUGUCACCGACGAGAAAUGGCAUUUUCUGCAGCUGCAACAAAGAAGCCUUAAGCAGGGUCUCUUCAAACUAACGGACAUUUGUUUUGGCUCCUUCCAUUUGGCCUUUCCCAUGGAAACGGAUUCACCGUUGUGGCGUAAUUUGGAGUAUUUUAUAUAUCGUGUGCAUUCAUCCGGCAUGUUGCACUACUAUGAGAGCAUUUCGUUUGAGCAUGCUGUCUAUGCUGGCUAUGUGCAACGCUUUACGGCCGGCAAUGAAUACCAGGCGGCUGGCUUAAGUCAUGUAUCCAUGGUCUUUCUAAUGCUGCUGAUUUCCAAUCCCAGCUUAAAUCUUGAUUAUUUAUGCAGCUGA